UGUAGUUAGUAUACCAAUCAUACAUCAGGUAUAAAACACGCUUAAACAGUUUGGUAGCAGCCGGAUUUAGACGAGUCUCUCUAUUAAAAAUUGUAUAAGGUUGAGGAUGAUAUUAAUGAUGGAUAUAUAAAUUGCCGCGUAUACAUUAGUGCGAUACUUUCUGUGCAGAUAUUUUCGGGAUAAAAUAAUACUUAUUGUGGAAUGUUAACUAAAUAGUGUGUCUUUUGUCUGGAUAAUCUGUUUCUGACUUUUGGAUAUGCACAGCUGUGAAUAUAUAUGAAAAGGAUGUAUUUCGAAAUUUACAGGGAUUAUGCGAAAUAAGAAUGAGUUUCGUGACUAGUCUACGACUGUUCCUGGGGUGUUUGACUAUAUUCCUCGUGCAUAUUUCACGCAUUAAAGGAGAAUGUCAACACAAUGGCAGAUCUUACUUGAGUCAUACAGUUUGGCAGCCAGGACCAUGCACUGUGUGCUCGUGUGAAGACCCAAUUGUACAGUGUGAGACCAUUAGAUGUACAGAUCCACAAUGCAACUACAAGAAGGGCGAGUACCUUCAAAUCUCUGCGGACAGCUGCUGUCCAGAAUGCAUGACCAAUCUUUCAUCCUGUACAUACCAACAACAAACAAUACCUCAUAACACAGAGUGGAAUGCAGAGCUGUGUGUUCAAUGUCUCUGUGACAACGGGGCAGUGGAAUGUGGGCGCGUGGCCUGCCCUGAAGCCAAGUGUCACUCAGGGGAGAUCACCCACACCCCACCUGGACAGUGUUGUCCUCAGUGCAUACCUGCUGGCAGGUCGUGCACAUACGAGGGUGAACAUCACAGAGAUGGGACUACAUGGACACCACUGCCAUGUACAAAGUGUGUGUGUACGGACGGACAACACCAGUGCUAUCCAGUACAGUGCCCUCCUGUUGUCUGUGCAGAAACGGAAACAUUGGAGACUCUACCUGGCACGUGCUGCCCGUCGUGUCACGGCUUCAACUCCACAUGCAAAGAGGGCUCAGGGGAGUACAAAACUGGAGAACAGUGGCAUCGUGACCCGUGUACGCUGUGCGUGUGUAUUGGCGGAACUGUUGUCUGCACAUUAAAAGAAUGCAUGGACCUCAUUAUUUGCAAUCAUAAUGAGAAGAAGGUGACAAGACCAGGUGACUGUUGCCCCGAGUGUGUUCCUACACAUGGUGCGUGUGACAGCUUAGACCCACCGAGAUACAGCGGAGAUUUAUGGAACACGUCGAGUUGCGAGUAUUGCAUGUGUGAUAAGGGAAAAGUCCUCUGCCAUAAAGCUUCAUGUGAAAACCUCGUUUGCUUCAAGGAGGAGGUGCUGAUUCACCAUCCUGGCUCCUGCUGCCCCCAGUGUGUUAUACCCCCGUCCUGUGAACUGGCUGGCCAAACUCACAAGGAUGGUUCAUGGUGGAAGGCAGAUGACUGUACUCUGUGUGAAUGCCAUGAUGGUGUGACACGAUGUUAUCAGGAGCAUUGCCCGGACUGUCCGUCUGGUCACAGGAGAAAUAGCCUGCUGGGGGAAUGUUGUGGAACAUGUGAGAAAAUCACCUGUAACCCACAGUGCACAGACUGUGAGAUUGGAGCCCCAGACAACUGCACGAGUUGCACGAACACCCAACUUUUUGUACAAGAUGGCCGCUGCCUGCACACGUGCAGAAUGGGCUUCUACCCGUCCCCACACGGCACAUGUCUUCCGUGCGAUGAGACGUGUUACACAUGCAUUGAGGGGUCGCAGUUUCACUGUGAAAUGUGUCAGCCAGGCCUCAUGUGGAAACACGGGGAAUGUGUUACCCAGUGUGGGCUUGGAUAUUAUCUUCAGAAUGGGAAAUGUCUUGAAUGUGCCCCCUCUUGUAAGAGCUGUAGUGGCCCGGGCUCAGACCAAUGCGUGUCAUGUUCCAAUCAUGCCCAAGUUGUGUUUCAUGGAGAGUGUCGAGACCAUUGUCCAGAUAACUUCUACAUUCGGUUGGGAAAAUGUAUUGCAUGUAACCCAACAUGUAAGACAUGCACCCCUGAUGGAUCCUCAUGUGCCUCCUGCUGGCAGGGCGGCCAUCUUCACCAAGGACAGUGUGUCACGCGGUGCUCAUCAGGGUUAUAUGUGAACAGGGAUGGGUCUUGUUCAGAAUGCCAUCCGUCCUGUGAAACAUGCAAUGGAGGUUCGAAUAAAAACUGCACCUCAUGUUUCCCUGGCAACAAGAUCAGCAAGAAGGGGCGAUGUCGAAGUGAGUGUGACAAGGGACAGUAUCUUGCCAUUGACAACAUUUGUAAAGACUGUGAGAGUGGUUGUGAAGAGUGCCACGCAGCCUGGGGCGGAGUGGGCUCUGUCUGUAGUGGGUGUGAGCAAAGGGAAGAUGUACCAUUGGGCUCCAUCUGUAUGGAGGACUGCCCGCAAGGUCACUACCAGGAGUUCAAGGCCUGUAAAGCAUGUGGAGACCACUGCCUAUCAUGCAACUCCCCCACCUCCUGUACCCGAUGUACAAAGAAUAUGCUGGUAUCCCAGGGACAGUGUGUCACCAAGUGUGGCCAGGGGCAGUACGAGGAGGGGGCCACUAUGUCUUGUAAAGACUGUAGCUCCCACUGUUUGCACUGUUACAGCGGGGAGGAGUGCAGUGUGUGUGACAGCACCACCUUCCUACAGGGCAGGGCUUGUGUCAGCAGAUGUGGUUCAGGAUUUAUACCCGACACCAAGACACGGGAGUGUAGAAGAAAUCUUGGACCUCCAAUUCUCAAAGUUCUCAACCACAUAGAGGUACCAGAUGGGGAAAUAGCUACAGUAGACUUUGGCCUCUUCUUUGUUUCUGACCCAGACACUCCCACUGAGGAUCUUAUUGUAACCAUAGUAACACUGCCUAGCAACGGUGACCUUGUUAUGGCUACUGAAGGUCACGACCUUGAGAUAAAGGCUGGAGAAAAUAUGACAGUGGGAGAAAUCAUGGAAGGAAGGCUAAGAUUCAGGCAUCAUGCAGGCCAUUCUGAUAAAGGCAUGUGUAAACUACAAGUGUCUGACAACAAACUUACCAGUCCUUACAGUGACCUUUACUUCCAAGGGGUCAUGACCUCUGCUAUCACCAUAGCAACAAGGUCAUUGCUUCUAGCAACACAGGGGGAUAUAACAGUAAUUAGGUCCUCUGUCCUUGACCUGCAUACUCUUGCUGACCCAGAGAAUGUGAACAUAACGGUAUUGCAAGGACCGAAAGAAGGGACACUAGUUAACUCCCUUAGAGGCUUAUUAGUAAGAGUCUUCUCCCUUGCCAACCUGAGGUCAGGGGUCAUUGGAUACAGCCAUAAAGGUCAUUCAGGGUCAGACAGUGUUCUUUUACAGGGGACUGAUGGAUUCCAUGUCAUCACAUUUCUUCUGAACAUUCAGAUCAGGGAAAAGGAGAGUAUUCACCCAGUGUUGAUGCACAACAGGGUGGGGCAUGUUACCCUUGGGGAGAAGCUACAAAUCUCGAAUGACCUUCUGCUGGCCACUGUCCUGGAUGAGGCUCACACAGAGGAGGUCGUGUAUACGCUGACUCCCACCAUUAACAACCCUCAGGAAGGAGAGGUAUUAAUGGUGGUUCCCAUCCCUCCCUCGGGUGUUGGUAACGGCUGGGACGACAUCGGGGAGGGCUAUAUGGCUGCCCGUCUGACCCGAUUUCUCCAGCGGGAUAUCGACGAGGGGCGCAUCUGGUACAAGAACCGUGGUACAGCAGCAUUCACUGACUUCAUCAGAUUUGAGGUAGCAGACACUGGUUCUUCAACUGAUGUUCUCUCAGAUCAGGCUUUCAAGAUUACCGUACGAGAGAAGGCGGUGCCAGGGCCCAUGACCCACCCCACACUGGCCUCAGGAAUACACCUAGCCAUCAAGGUUCUUGAAAAUGAACUGGUCCCAAUAACUCCAGCAAGCCUAUCAUUUAUGGACCAUGACACCAGCCCUGCUGGGAUCUAUUAUGAAGUGACACGCCCCCUUGGUCUGAGAGAUGGGAGUUUGGAGCAUGUUGAACGCCCCUCCCGGAAUGUGCACAUCUUCACACAGGAGGAUGUGAAUAAUAACAGAAUCAUAUACCGUCCUCCAGCUGCUGAACUGGGGUACAAGGAAAAGGAGGUCUUCUUUUUCUUUACUGUGUCGGAUGGUAACGAAGGUGAGGCCCUCAUAGAGCACAAGUUUUCCAUCACCCUUGUACCAGUGAACAACCAGCCCCCUCGCCUAACCUCCUUACCCCCCACACUCCACCUAGCACAGGGGGGCUCCCUACCAAUCGGUCAGGCGGUGGUGAGUGUGGUGGACGAUGACACGCCCCUAGACAACCUGACUAUCACACUGACAAGGGCUCCCCACAGCGGGAAGCUGGAAAAGAUGGAUGGAAAGAAUUGGCUGACCUUGAAAGAAGGAGACACAUUUAGCUAUCGAGAACUGACAGACAACGUCUUUCAAUAUCGCCAUGAUGGUUCAGGCACAUUGUAUGACACCAUGCAAGUGGUUGUCAGUGACGGGGAACACAAGACUGCCACAUCUGUUGAUGUAAGGGUGCUGAGAAUGGACCAGUCUGCACCUCACUUACUGCCGUCUGCUUCCUGUAGACUGGUUGUGAAAGAGGGUACAGCACAACCAAUAACUAGAGAUGUUCUCGCCUUUGCUGACAGUGAUGACCUGGAUUUAAAUCUCAACAUCUUGCUCACCAAGGCAACCAGACAGGGCAAACUGUUGCUAGGCAACAUGCAGGCAAAGGCUGGAAACACAUUCACACAAGCAGACAUCAAUAAUGGAAAACUCAGUUUCUUGGCUGACUCUGAGAUAGGCCAAUCCCAUAUAACAGAAAUCCUUAUAUUUAAUGUGAGUGAUAUCAGUGGUAAUAUCCUUCCCAGCCAGACGCUUACAGUUCUAAUUGAACCUGACAACAACCUUCCACCUAAGGUCGAGGUUACAAAAAAACUGAAGGUGAAAGAGGGUGGGAAAGCCUCCCUAACCAGUGACCUGAUAACUGUAACUGACCUUGACACACCCCUGUCCGACCUUGUGGUUGUCAUAGCAACCAAACCUGAACAUGGGGCCAUCAGAAACAUAGCUCCUGCUGAAGGCUCAGAUGUUAUACAAGACAGAAUGGUUACCAAGUUUCCAGCAGAAGACCUCCAGAAUGGUUACAUCUUGUAUAGUCAGUCUGACCAUGUCGGUUGUGAACCAGUCUCAGAUAGUGUGGUAUUCUAUGUGGAAGAUGGAAAGAAUAGAUCACCUCCAAGCAGACUGAACAUUUCCAUACAGGGAGUCAAUGAUGAGAAGCCAGAUAUUGUAGUGGAGCAGGUGUUUGUACAAGAAGGUCAACGGGUUGUCAUUACCAACAAUUCAGUUUUCAUAACUGACCUUGACACCGCCCCUAGCAACAUCACCCUAACGGUAGCCGCUCCCCCAGAACAUGGAAUACUAAGAAUCAAAAAUGCUACCAGACAGCUGUUUGAAGAGGCAACUUUGCUGCGAAAAGGCUCAAACUUCUCCUACCAAGAAAUCCUGGAUGGUUUGUUGAUGUACGGCCAUGAUGGCAGCCAGGUUGCAGUGGAUACAUUCUCCCUUCUGGUAACCGAUGGCAACCAUACAUCUCAUACACGCGUGCCAGUCAUUAUGGGACUGAUAAAUGAUGAGUCGCCCAGGGUUGUUGUUAAUCGGGGAUUGAGGGUGUACGCUGGAACCAACUCAAAGAUAACCUGGGAAGAGCUUCACUGUACGGAUAUGGACUCUGACGCCAUGCAGCUGACUUACACCGUGACCAAGGAGCCCAGAUUUGGGGCUCUCUACCUGGGCUCUGCGUCCCACGCUCAAAUGGUCUCCAGUAAGGGUCCUGUGAGCUCCUUCACACAGGAGGGUGUCUUUGAGGGGGACUUGGAGUACCAUCACAGUCAAGGGGAGACCACUGGAACAACUAUGUUCACAUUCAUUGUGUCCGAUCCUGAGGGCAACAAUUUAAUUGACCAGGAGUUCUUCAUUACUGUCCUGGAUGACCGUUCUCCACCAGAAUUAGUGAAGAUAGUUGAACCAGUCUGUGAGGAGGGAAGUCAGGUUACUUUUACCUUAAACAACCUACAGUUCAGAGAUAUGGACUCUCCCGAAGAAGCUUUAUUGUACAAGCUGGUGGAAGCUCCCAAGCUUGGACAUCUGGAGUUGACUACUAGUCCUGGUGAUGCCAUAGUAGAAUUCCAUCAGUCUGAUCUAGUGUCAAAAUCCGUCAAAUAUGUUCACACAAGCCUUAGCGAGGACCAGCUAGACAGUUUCAUAUUUUCCGUGUCUGAUGGUGCGAACUCUGUCACACAGCCUUUUACUGUGAGAAUCAGUCCUGUCGAUGACUCGAUACCUUUUGUUACAAACAAUGGACUGAAGGUUCAAGCUGGUGUUAGGAAAGUGUUCACGGAGUUUGAUCUGAAGGCUGAGGACCUUGAUACUACGGAGGAUUUGCUGACAUUCAAAAUCUCCCAGCAUCCUCAGCAUGGCAACAUAGAGCGUCUGGUUGACUCGGACUGGCAGGUAGCAUCAAGCUUCUCGAUGAGUGAGAUCUAUGAAGGUCAUGUGAGCUACAUGCAUGAUGGAAGGAAAGCUAUGGAAGAUGUGGUCAGACUUACUGCUACAGAUGGAACUAAUGAGCAGUUCAUUGUCAGCAAUAAUGGAGAAUUUUCCUUGCCUCAGACCGAAUCAUUUGAUUUCCACAUAGAGAUUCAAGCCAAAGAUGAUGGAAGCCCAGUUCUUGAGGCUAACUUGGGUCUGCAGUUCCUAGAGGACCAAGGCCCUCUAACAGGAAACAUAAUCACCUCACACGAGCUUCGUGCCGUGGAUGAGGAUACCCCAGCCACUAGACUUGAGUUUGUUGUGAGGAAGGCACCUGACUUAGGCAGAUUGGAGUUGACAACUCAUCCUGGAGUGGAUGUGGCCUCAUUUACUCAAGAGGACAUAGACAACUCGUUGAUCCGCUAUGUCUUGACGAAGCCCGGCCAGGCAUACGAGGACAGCUUCACCUUUGAUCUUUACGACAGUCGACCCAAUCGUGUACCAGGGAACAUUUUUCAUAUCACAUGGUCGGUGGUAGAGUUUGAGCAGCCAUUGAUGAAUGUUACAGAAACGGCUGGAGUGGUUUUGGUUCCAAUUGUGAGGAAGGGUUACUUAAAACAGUAUUCGAUGGUGACAUGUCACACCCAGUAUGGCACUGCUACCUCCAGUGAACAGGGAAGUCGACCUGGACAGCAGGAUUUUGUUCCAUAUAUGACUCAGGUCAAGUUUGAUGAGUGGCAGACGAAGAAGGCCUGUGCUAUAAUCAUCAAUGACGAUUCAAUAUUCGAAGGACGGGAAACUUUCUAUGUGGAGCUCAUACAGCCUUCCUUCACGUUGCUGGGGUCCAGUAUGAAGAUUUCUGUCACCAUUGAGGAUUUAGAAGAUGAGCCUGUCCUACAGUUUCAGAACGCAGAAUACCAUGUGAAGGAAGGAGACAGCUACCUCUCGGCCAAUAUUCUACGAACAGGUGACAUCAGCAGCACAGUUUCCACCAUCUGCUACACGACCUCUCUGUCCGCGAGAGGCAGCCCCUUGGACAGACUAGACUCGGGGUCAGACUACAUCUCCAGGGGCAACAGUAACUCAUUUAGGGUCCUCUUUCCAUCUGGGGUCACUGUGGCUACAUGCGAUGUCAAGAUAAUUGAUGACAGUGUGGCAGAAGCGUCGGAACAGUUUGAUCUCCAACUGACAUUGCCCUCGUAUGGAGCGAGGCUCGGAGCCCGGGCACAUGCCACUGUUGUCAUAGAUGGCCCUAAUGAUGAAUCCAGCAUACAUUUCUCCCAGGCCUCCUACAACUUCUCGGAGGAUGCCGGCACAGUUUCAGUAGAGCUAGUCCGAGAUGGGAACGACCUCUCCCACACUUCAACGGUCUGGUGUGCCACCCGCCUGGCUAACCCUCCAUCCGCUGCUGCAGGUCAUGACUAUAUACCCAGCACCAGUCAGAUUACAUUUGGGCCAGGCCAGAGAUCUCAGACCUGUCAGCUGACUCUACUAGAUGACACGCUCGACCCGCGCGUGGAAGGAGUGGAAACAUUUUCUGUGUUCCUGAGCUCCGCAGUUAGCUCCAACCUUGUACAACCUUACCAUGCAACUGUCAGCAUUGAUGACACAUGGCAGGAUGUACCAAGUAUGAGUUUUGAGGAAUCCAGCUACAUGGUGGAUGAAAGCUCCGGACACGUCAGCGUCCAGAUUGUCAGGACAGGGGACUCAAGUCUGGAGUCAUCAGUUGUCUGUUACACGCAACAGGAUUUUGCUCUUGUUGGGGUUGAUUAUGUGGACAGAGCUCUUUCUGAGGAGGCUAGAAUUGUGUUCCUGUCUGGAGAAAAGGUGAAAAACUGCACGGUGGAGAUAGUCAAUGAUGACAUAUUUGAGAGCAAUGAAACAUUCCACAUGCAGUUGGCUCAACCUCUGGGUUCUGACCAGUAUCAGGCUUACGUGGGAGAGAUGAACUCCACUACUGUCACCAUCACUAAUACGGAUGAUGUGCCCAAAAUUCAGUUUGAAAGGUCAGCAUACAGCAUCCCUGAACCAAGCGUUAAAGACCAAAUCACCACUGUAAUGCUGCGCGUCAUGAGAUUUGGUGACGUAACAAGGACUGCUAGUGUCAGAUGUAGUACACGAGAUGGUUCUGCAGCGGCAGGGACAGACUUCAACCCAAAGAGUCAGUUCCUUGUCUUUGCAGAAGGUGUCAAGAACCUUAACUUCACAGUGGAUGUCUUGUACAACAGUGACAUCGAGUGGCACGAGACAUUUAGCAUUGUGCUUGGCCCUGACCAGCCUGCAGGGGCAGAGUUAGGGUUGGUCUCCACGGCAACAAUUACCAUCCUUGACAAUGAUGUGUCGGGCAGUAUGGUUCUUCCCGCUCCUCCUGUGGUGGUUUCACUCCUGCAGUAUGACAGUGUAGAGACUGGUAUGAGGGUGGAGCCAACUCCUGGGUACCCCCUCGUCUGUGUUACUCCCUGUGACCCACAUUACCCCACAUACACGACCACCCAGCCAUUGUGUGAGCAAGGAGGUAUGAACCAGUCAGCCAUGUUUUACCGCUGGGAAGUCGCCGUGCCUGACUUGACUGGUGCCCGGCCACCUUUCAUCGAAAUAUCAUACAAUACAGUGUUUACCUCAGUCAACCAUAUCACUCUGGAUAGUAUUUAUUUUCGACCCAGUUUUCAAGUUCGCUGUGUCGUUCAGCCGUUAGACACAAAAGGGAAUCCUGGGAUACCGCUCAAGAGUAAUCCAGUUCUGAUUGGUCGAGACAAUGGAAUUUGCAAGUCGUCAAGAUAUUCUGGUUUACCCUUCAGUUAUGAAGCUCAGUCAUUCCAUGCGACGUUGGACUAUGUUGGAACAGAGGAUAAAUCGCACCCUAACACGAUACAUGUUAAAGUUAAAGUACCCCACCAAGAUGGCAUGCUUCCACUGAUUUCAACGUUUCCCAUAAGUAACCUGAAAUAUGUACUCUCUGAGCCAAUAUACAGACAACAGCACCUGUGUUCAAACAUAAUCAUACCAGAGGAGCGUAGCAUACUUUUACAAUCAGGUUUUCUAGGAAACAGCUCCAUCCAACCAAAACACCUCGCGGCAGGGUAUGACUUUCCGUACCAAUUUGACCCCGAGCUACGAGACGCAAAAACACUAAUGUUCUACAAAUACCUCAACAUGAAGGAAUGCCUUUGGCAGUUUGAAGCAUGGUAUCACAUGACAGACCUUGUUGACCUCUGCGGGGGUCGGGCAAUGUCAGAUUUCCAGGUCAGGGGGCGGGGCCAGACUUACCUGACUGUCAGGGUGCCGCUGUAUGUGUCCUACUUGUACGCUGUUGCUCCCAUAGGUUGGGGCUCUCUUGAACACAUGACGGAGCUGGAGUUCUCGUUCUACUAUGACACGGUGUUAUGGAGGUCGGGUCUCGAGACUCGUGGUCAGCUUGGCGGAAGACUUCAAGUGAUGAGAGUUGUUAUUGGGGAUGACAGAAGACUUGUUGUGGACAUUAAGACACAAGCAAAGUUCAGAGGAGUGUAUGUUCUCAGCCACCCAACUCUGCCUGGCUACACAAGCAGGUUUGUUUCCAAGGAGACGGACAUCAAGUUUGACCUUGACCUAGUUUGGGGUCAGAAUACUUUUGAUGGGCCCCAGCAGUUGUGGAGGGCUACAAGCCAGUUCAGUUUCAAGGAUUACAGCGGAAAGUAUUCAGUGGAGCUAAUCCCAUGCACUGUGUCUGGAACCCAGAGCUAUACCAUACACUCCCCAAUGCCCUGUACAGCACAACAGCCCCUUGAGUUUGAGGUACCAAUAGCCUUCCAGCAGUCCAACAGGCCUGUUCCCCUAGAGUAUACACUUAACACCCACUUCCAGAUCACCAAUAAGGAGCAGGAGUUCUUUGCAAACCCUUUCUCCAGGCAAAAUGUGGCUCAAUCAGGGGAUAAUGAUGUCGCAUUUGCUAAAGGUGACCAACUGUAUGGGCGUGUGUUGUGGAGCCCAGAACAAGACCUCCAGGCUGCCUUCAGUCUUGCCCUUGAGAGAGUCUACAUUUGUGCAGGUCGAGAUGGCCACAUUCCUACCUAUGAUCCAACAGGCACAGUGUAUAACAGCGGCCCACAGUAUGGAUGUAUCCGGCCCGGACCUGACCUCAAAUACAGGUUCCUUGUUCUGGAUCGCAGCGCCCCAAAGUUCACAUCCAAACAGUUUGAGGGUGUGAGGUUUGAUGCCAUGUUUGCCUCUGAAAGUCCACAAUACGCCAGUCUGGUGUCUGUGCCGGGCAUGGAUGGAUUUGUGCUUAGAGUGGACCCACUCUAUAAGGUGAUGUCUGGAUUCCAGUGGUAUCUGCAGGUAAUUUACUCCAUUGGACCAACCGACAGCAUAUUCCGCAGAAAACGGUCUGCUCUUCUCUCAUUGGAUAAAAAUAAGAGGAGUGCUGCAGAUUCUGCAAACAUGAAAUAUGAUUGGUUGGAGAGUAAUACAAGCAAAAAUGGGACAAAUAUAAAAGUGUUGAAUUUAAAUAAUACUCAGGUUCAAGAAGUCAUCGCCAAAACUGACUCAGAGGGUGGAAUAAAUUUAUUGACUAUUUUAUUACCUAUAAUUUGUGCUGUGAUAAUAUUAUUGAUAAUUUCUUGUGUAAUAAUAAUAAUAAUCCGUAAAAAGAGGCGAAAAAGACAUCAACGUCAUGUCCCUGUUCAUAGAAGGAACAAUUUGGAACCGUGUCCGCGUAAUACUGUGAUUUACAAGGGAAAGCCAAAUAAUCCUAUAACUGUUCGAUGUAGUUCGAGUCUUGAACUGAAGCAGUCAGUCGUCUACAAAGGGGAUCAUGGGAAGUCGGCUGUGAGAAUUAAAGACACAAAUAUUCAGAAGGAUAAAAACAUUUCGAAAAACAAUGGAACUGAAGUUUGAUAUAUAUUCAUGAAACAACAUUGUUUCGAAGUUGGUGGAUUAUUUGAGAUUAUUUAUUAAACAUAUCCGGUGUUGUCAAAGUGGUGAUACUGUUCGCUGACAGAUAUUCUCUUAAUUAGGUUGAUAUGUCCAGAAUUGAGAAAGUGACUUGAUUUAAUGACAUUCCAAUGUCUUUUAAGCCUUGUCUUUCAUAUUUUAGACACAUAUUGUAUGAAGAGCUGAUGAAGAUUAUAAGCAUACAUAUACUGCCGUGAAGUACCCUACACUGUAAAAAAAACACUAUACUGUUAUUAUUAUCAUACAGACAUUUUAUAAUAGUGCAUUUGUCCAUUAUUAUUACAAUACUUUUUUGUUCCAAAUGGUCAACAAUAUUUUCUGGCUUAAAUGGAAUGAGUCAUAUCAUUUCAGGUAUAUAAUUGUUAAUUAAGAAAUAUGCAAAUUAAGAAUUACUAAUAGUUCCUUUAAAAAAAAGAAAUGGGAAAAGAUAUAUAUCAUGUUGCUACAGAAUAUUCUUCUUGUUUGAAUUCUGAAUAUUGUUUCUUCCAAAUAGUAUGAACAUGCAUGUAUAUACAUCAUUUUUCGGGCCAGUCACAGCAGAAAUAGGCAUUUUGAAAACUAUUUUCAUCCAAAUUCUUAAUUGAAUAGAUAUAUAUAUUUUUUUAAAUGUGAACACAUAUUUAUAGCCUUGGUGUUGAUGUCGGCGUCCACAGCAUGGUCAACACAUAUUCAUAGCCUCAGUAUUGAUGUCGGCGUCCACAGCAUGGUCAACGCAUAAUCAUAGCCUCGUGUAGCAAGGCCCAUCGUCCGGCCCUCAUACUGAAAAUAACAACACCAGACAAGCCAACCAUCCACAAGUGGCCCACUUGUGGUACUAUUGUACACAAUUUAAAUCAUGAAGCAAGUCCAGUUACUAUCAUUAUAAUAAUACAGAAAUUGUGUAAUUAUGUCUCCCCCAUUCAUGGGGAGACCUAUUGUUUUUGCCCUGUCCUUUUUUGUCCAAACGUCACACUUUGUUUCCACUUAGACCCAGGAACUUCAUACUUGGUAUGCUAGUUGGUCAUGACUAGUAGAUGACCCCUAUUCAAGGUCGCAGAAGAUGUUCACUGCGCAAUAUGAAAUGUUCCCAAUGUGCCUAUUUUCCUGCUGUAUUUUUUUGUUUAAGGUCCAUCGUGUGAAUGUGCAUACUUGAUGGAAAUUGUUGUGAAAGUUCUGAUUUACAGUUGUAGACAAAUGCUUUUUAUCAAAUCAAAUUAUUGUUCAUCUCCUAAAAUAAAAUAGCUCACCAGAAAUUUUAAUUUUUUGCUCAUUCAUACGAGGGACCUUUUGUUUAUAAAUGUGAUUGUAUGCUUUAUCUACAAGAUGUGGGUUGUGCAAAAGCAUAUUGCACAUGAAUGUUUUUAAUGAAUACAUGACUGUAAUUUUGUAUUGAGGGUGCAUUUUUAUGGUUAACAUUUUACAUGUGUAAAUACCAUGUCUCAUUGUUGUUGAUAUUAUCUGACAAACACUGCAGGUACUAAAGACAAAACUGGAUUUUAAGUCAAUGUUAAUAAUAUUGUUUAUUAAUAUUUAUUGAUAUUUUUCAUAAUAAAACAUAAAAACACA
This is a messenger RNA of Mya arenaria, 12986 nucleotides long. Its product is annotated as extracellular matrix organizing protein FRAS1-like. Bases 324 to 11384 code for a protein of 3686 amino acids. Gene Ontology annotation, biological process: cell communication. Gene Ontology annotation, molecular function: protein binding. The record is from RefSeq and is a predicted model, not a curated record. Gene Ontology annotation, cellular component: membrane. NCBI's taxonomy places the organism in Eukaryota, Metazoa, Mollusca, Bivalvia, Myida, Myidae. The transcript has 62 exons.